Salvia hispanica is the source of this 1986-nucleotide messenger RNA. RefSeq names its product inositol-pentakisphosphate 2-kinase-like. Gene Ontology annotation, biological process: inositol phosphate biosynthetic process. The record is from RefSeq and is a predicted model, not a curated record. Gene Ontology annotation, cellular component: nucleus. Gene Ontology annotation, molecular function: inositol-1,3,4,5,6-pentakisphosphate 2-kinase activity; ATP binding. Lineage: Eukaryota; Viridiplantae; Streptophyta; Magnoliopsida; Lamiales; Lamiaceae.
UACUUUACAUAAAAUAUGUAGAUGGAGUUAAUAAAGCAAGAAAAUGGGCCCACAUGAUGCUUAGCAGUCAGCUCGAAUUGAGAAAUUGAGAUUCCAUUCACUAAACCCCUAAUAAUUUGAGAUUCCAUUAGCGCUACUCGAUUCACUGACUGGACUAGGUCGCCGACGGUGAAGACGGCCGCAGCCUCUCACGGAAAGAAGUGCUUUUUUAUUUGGUCUGAAGCCAAUGGCUGCAAUUUUGCAAGCCAAGGAUGCCGAGGAAUGGACUUACAGAGGAGAAGGAGCUGUGAACCUAGUUCUUGCUUAUUGUGGAAGUUCUCCUAAUUUUGUUGGAAAGGUUUUAAGGAUACAAAAAGUUCCAAAUGAUAGACCUGAAUGUGAGAACGGUCAUUCAGCUCUACUCCACCAUGAAUCCCUCUUGUGGGGAAAAUUUGAAGGCAUGGUUUCAGCACCUACAAAGGAAAUUGUGGAGCAUACAUAUGUGCAGAAAGUAAUGUGUCCACUCUUGGGAUCUGAGCACGUUGACGCAGGGAUCCAUGUUCUUGUGUCAAGAGAAUUUUUGGAGGCAGUUGACAACAAGGUUCUUUGUCAGCGUCCAUCUUGGCGUGUUGAUGCCGCCAGAGUCAACUCCCUUCGCGACUCGGUUCUUUUAAUUGCUGAUCAUUCUCUAUUUCCUCUUGUUUCAGGUUCUCUCAAAGAGGAUUUCUGUGUGUCUGUUGAGAUAAAGCCCAAAAGUGGAUUUCUUCCUACUUCGGAAUUUAUAGCUGAGGGAAAUGCAGUCAAAAAGAAAAUUUCUCGAUUUACGUUGCACCAAGCUCUAAAAUUACAUCAAGGAAAGAUAUCUCAAAUUAGUAAAUAUGAUCCUCUAGAUUUAUUUUCUGGAACCAAGGAUAGAAUACAAAGAGCGAUUAAAGCCCUCUUUCUUACACCUCAGAAUAAUUUUCGGGUUUUCUUAAAUGGUUCGAUUAUUUUUGGAGGCAUGGGUGAUACUUCAGACAACACUAGUCCUGCGACUGCUCAAUCGUUCCAUGACAAACUUAAACACGUUAAUUCACCAAAAGAUGGGAUGCACAUCAAGGGUUUAGUGGAUCUGCUCUCUGAAACUAUUUACAAGUCUGGCUUGUUGAAUCGGCUUCUUGAAGUACAGAAGCUUGAUACUAUUGAUAUAGAAGGUGCAAUUCAUGCCUACUAUGAUAUUAUUUCUCAGCCUUGUGUGGUCUGUCGGCAAAUAGGUGGAAAAAAAUUAUCAGCAGGAUAUUCACCAAUUCACUCAAUGCAAAUGGGUGAUAAAGUGAAAAUUGUGAGGGAUUACUUGAUAUCAGCCACUGCAAAGGACUUAAGUGUGAUGAUUAGUUUUAAGUCCAAAGUAAAUAUGGAUGAGGAGUCUCCACAUCGUGCUAUCUUUCUGGAAUCAAGCAAGCAAACCUUUUAUUACAAGGCAUCUUUUAUUGACCUAGACAUGAAACCAUUAAAGAGAAUGGAAUAUUACUAUAAGUUGGAUCAACAAAUAGUCAACAACUAUGUCCAGAUGUUAAAAGAUACAGAGGUGCUUGAUUGUGGUGAGACAACCCAGGAAUCACUGAAUGUGUGUACCAGUUUGAAAAAUGGUGCUUCUGCAGGAAUGACAAAUUGAUUGAGGAGCUUGACGAAAGAUACAGAUAAGCUUUCUUUUCAAUGAAGAAAGGGUAUGCAGCUCGAUUUGGACUGAGAAGUUAAUGGAAAUAUGGCUUGCUAGAAGAUGAUCGCUCCUCGUGUGCUCUCUAGACCACAAGUUAACCUCAACCAGUUUCGUCUAACUGAAUCUGGAAUAUAAUUCUGUCUGUACAUUCAUGAACAUUUCAUACUCUGAGUGAGUGUACCAAUCUUUGUUGUUGUAAUUCUAUUCUAAGCUAUACCCGAAGUGGGCAUGCCUAACUGAAAUUGUGUAAACAGCCAGCAAUCAACUUGCAAUUCAUGCCCACUCUAUCAAAUUUUGUGUUUACGGAA